GAAAAGUUUCAGCCCCGCCAAAUCCUUCCCUGGCAAAGCAAUGGCCGGCCCUGUCCUUGAGACCGCGCCCGUUCUCUCCACGCCGGAAACACAUGUCUUCGAAGACCCUACCCCUCCUGUCGAUGUAUCGAGCCUCCCGCGGCUGUCGGACGAGCAGCUCGCGCUCACGUAUGAGAUCGAACGCACCGUCAGGGAAAUAAGAGAAGGAAGAUGGAACAGGAUAGCGCUCCAGUUUCCGGACCAGAUGCUGGUGGAUGCGCCGAGGGUGUAUGAGGCGUUGGGAAGAGGGCUGAAGAGUACUCGCAAAGCUCGCAACAAGGUCUCGAAAGAGGGACAGAGUGGGACGACCGCGGAGGAACAGGUGGCUGCAAAGUUGGAGGAUGCUACUAUAAAUGAAGAGGACUCUACUGAAGAAAGUCUAUUCAUAUUGGCAGAUACGUCUUACGGCGCUUGCUGCGUGGAUGAGGUCGCGGCCGAGCAUGUCGACGCAGACGUCGUGGUGCAUUAUGGCAGAUCGUGUCUCUCGCCUCCCUCGAGACUACCGGUUAUAUACGUUUUCACGGAGAGGCCGCUGGAUCUGGAAUCGGUAAUAUCGACGUUCAAACAAACGUAUUCGGAUAAGGCGCAGAAGGUCAUCCUCAUGGCAGACAUACCAUACUCCCACCAUAUACCCACGUUUCACGCACGGUUGAACGACGACGGAUAUACGAACACCUACGCAACGGAGAUAGUCCACAAUCCCUCCUCGCUCCUCCCGAACCGGACUAGCCCCCCAGAAGCUUCAGAUUCGAAAGAAGCGCUCCGCGACUACCGCCUCUUCCACAUCUCCGACCCGCCACGCUCCCUCCUCCUCACACUCUCCUCGCGCGUAGCAUCCAUCCACAUCUAUCCCACCGACUCAUCAUCUCCGCCGACUGCGACUCUUGCUUCAACCGCUAUGACGCUCAGCCGACGCUAUGCCCUGCUCACCUCGCUCACUGCCGCCUCCGUCUUCGGAAUCCUCAUCAAUACAUUAUCCGUCAAGAACUACAUGCACAUUCUCUCCCACGUGCAGCACCAAAUUACCGCCGCAGGCAAGAAGUAUUACACCUUCGUCGUUGGCAAAGUCAACCCCGCCAAAGUGGCCAAUUUUAGUGAAGUGGGCGGAUGGGUCGUAAUUGGAUGCUGGGAAAGCAGUCUGAUCGAGAGUAAAGAAUUCUGGAAACCAAUUAUCACCCCUUUCGAGUUGGACUUGGCAUUACAGGGUGAUGAGGAGAGGGUAUGGACAGGCGAGUGGACGGGCGACUUCCAGGCCGUGCUUGAGGAGAAGGAUAAGAAACCCACGAAGAUCACGAAAGGCACGCAUAAAGGAGAGUUGCAGGAGGGACAUGGGGCCAACGGCACCGGCGACUACGACUCCGAAGAAGAAUCUGCGCCUCCCGAAUUCGAUCUCCGCACCGGCCGCUACGUCUCGCACUCGCGUCCUAUGCGCCCCGCGACCACUUCCCACCAACCCACAGUCCGCCUUGAAAACGGGAAACCGGCUCAAAGUAGCACCGCGCUGACCAAGCGAGCAAAUGGCGACCUAGCGCAGGUCGGAGGCGUUAUGAGCCCUGGGGCUGAGUUCCUGCGCUCGCAGCGCACAUGGCAGGGACUAGGGAGCGAUUAUCGGACCGAGGAAGACGAGAAUCCGAAUGUCGUUAGAAAUGCGGCGAAGAUGGAGGAGGGGCGGAGUGGAAUUGCAAGGGGGUACGUUGUAGGUGAAGAGGGGACGGUGCAUUGAGCAAGGUAGCCAAAAGAACCCAGCGCUUGGACAGAGCAAACCCAAACCCAGAAUACAAGAAUGCUCUUCAUCUACUGGAAGGGAG
Messenger RNA from Trematosphaeria pertusa, 1847 nucleotides. RefSeq names its product diphthamide biosynthesis protein 2. The record is from RefSeq and is a predicted model, not a curated record. Gene Ontology annotation, molecular function: 2-(3-amino-3-carboxypropyl)histidine synthase activity. The coding region runs from base 41 to 1762 and encodes 573 amino acids. Gene Ontology annotation, biological process: protein histidyl modification to diphthamide. NCBI's taxonomy places the organism in Eukaryota, Fungi, Ascomycota, Dothideomycetes, Pleosporales, Trematosphaeriaceae. The transcript has a single exon.